ACGCGCGCUCCCGACAACCCCUGGGACGGCGCGCGCGGGCUCGGGUCUCGCUCCCGAAGGGGCAUGUGGGGGCGGGGACCCGGAGCUCGGGUUGCGGUGGCCUGAGGGGCCUGGGCCGCAAGGUUGACGCCGUGGUUGCAGCGGCUGAGGCCAAAGGACCAGCGGUGGCUCGGUCGCCGGAGAAAAAGGUCCCCGCUGCUGUCGCCGCCCGGCCGGUGCCCGGACCUAAACCUCGUGACCAUAGUUCGAAAUGCUUGCCUUACUCCUUUUGCUUCCUUUACUCCUGCCUUUGGAGGAUGCUGAGCUCCAAUAAUCAGAGAAUCACGUGUAACCGUCAGAAGGGUGAAACCAGCUCGGAGAAGUGAUGGGAUUUGCCCCAGGUCUUCACCCAGCAAGCCAGCGCGCUAAGGACCUGGGUGUUGGCAUCUGAAGAUGGUGGUUGUCGCUCUCUUAUAUGAAGGCCAGAAGCCAGGGAGCCCUCAGUGACCACGGAUUGUCUGGACAGCUUCACAGCCCUGUCCCUGCCCAGCUGAGGCAACACCAGCACCAGCUCAAGCACAAGGACAGAGCCCCUGGACUGCCAGUUUCCUUGCCAGGGUGCAGGAGAAAUCCAUCUACUGGGACCUGAGUGUGGCCUGGGGGACAGGCCGUUGGUCCCAGAAUGCCCCUGCCUGAGCCCAGCGAGCAGGAGGGUGACAGUGUAAAGUCUGGCCAGGAGCCGUCCCCUGAGUCCCCUGAGACUGGCAUAGAUGUCGUCCCCGCAGCCCCCACUAAGCCCAAGGAAUUCUCCAACCUGGUCCUGCUAACGGCCUCCACUGAGAACGGGAAUGGCGUGGGCUCCCUGCCCAAAGGAGUGCACUGCAUCAUGUCCCUGGAGAUGUCUGGCCCUGACACCCUGGCUAGAACCCUCCAGAUCCUGCCAACAGAGGAGCAGGGAGGGCCAGUCCAGCCAAGCCCCCAGGCCCUUGAGCAGAAAUGCAGCAAGCCAGACACAGCAGCCCCCAAGCCCCUGGAGUUCCUGAGGACCCCGUUCGGGGGCCGCCUCCUCGUGCUUGAGUCCUUCCUGUACAAGCAGGAGAAGGCUGUGGGGGACAGAGUGUACUGGAAGUGCCGGGAGCACACUGAGCUGGGCUGCCGGGGCCGGGCCAUCACCCGAGGACCUCGGGCCACGGUGAUGCGGGGCCAUUGUCACUCCCCUGAUGAGGAGGGCCUGGAGGCACGGCGCCAGAGACAGAAGCUGCCCAGUCCAGCCCUCCCGGAAGGCUUGGGGGAUCCUGAGGUCCUCAGAGGUCAGUUGGAGGAGCCAUUCAAGGGGGUAGGCCCAUGGCUGUGCCCUGAGGAGCCAGAGCCUGCCCCUGGGCUGGUGCUGAGCAAGCCAGCCCCGGAGGAGGAGGAGGGGCUGCGAGCCCUGUCAGUACUGAGCUUGCCCCCAAAGAAACGCCCAACACUGCUGACUGGAGAGCGCCCGUCUUUGGAGUUCCUGAGGACCUGUUACGGGGGCAGCUUCCUUGUGCACAAGUCGUUCCUAUACAAGCGAGAGAAGGCUGUGGGAGACAAAGUGUACUGGACAUGCCGGGACCAUGCACAUCAUGGCUGCCGCAGCCGGGCCAUCACCCAGGGCCAGAGAGUCACCGUGAUGCGUGGCCACUGCCACCCACCCGACAUGGAGGGCCUGCAGGCCCGGCGGCAGCAGGAGAAGGCCACAAAAACACUGCAGGCCAAGCGGGGUGGCCCCGGGGGCCAAGUGGAUAAGCUGCUCCAAGGUGUGGACAGCCUGCUGUACCGCAGGGGGCCUGGCACCCUGACUCUCACCAGGCCCCAUCCCAGAAAGCACACAAAGCCCCAGGCCCUGCAGGGAUCUCCAACUGGGGACCAGGAAGAGGGCCUGGGAGGCCCUGAGUUCUUGAAGACACCUCUAGGGGGCAGCUUCCUGGUGCAUGAGUCCUUCCUCUACAGACGGGAGAAGGCCGCUGGCGAGAAGGUGUACUGGACAUGCCGGGACCAGGCCCGCAUGGGCUGCCGCAGCAGGGCCAUUACCCAGGGCCAGCGAGUGACUGUGAUGCGAGGCCACUGCCACCCACCUGACCUGGUGGGCCUGGAGGCGCUGAGGCAGCGGGAGAACUGCCCUGGUGUGGCCCAGAGGGGGAGUUCAGGAGGCCCUGAGUUCCUGAGGACCCCUCUGGGGGGCAGCUUCCUGGUGCAUGAGUCCUUCCUGUACAGGCGGGAGAAGGCUGCUGGCGAGAAGGUGUACUGGACAUGCCGAGACCAGGCCCGCAUGGGCUGCCGCAGCAGGGCCAUCACCCAGGGCCAGCGGGUGAUGGUAAUGCGCAGACAUUGCCACCCGCCGGACCUGGGGGGCCUGGAGGCCCUGAGGCAGCGCGAGCAGUUCCCCAGCCCAGCCCAGAGGGAAGGUUCAGGAGCCCUCCAGCCUCUGGAGUUCCUGAGGACUUCCCUCGGGGGGAGGUUCCUGGUGUAUGAGUCCUUCCUCUACAGGAAGGAGAAGGCUGCCGGUGAGAAGGUGUACUGGAUGUGCCGGGACCAGGCGCGGCUGGGCUGCCGCAGCCGGGCCAUUACCCAGGGCCAGCAGGUGACUGUGAUGCGAGGCCACUGUCACAUGCCUGAUCUGGUGGGCCUGGAGGCGCUGAGGCAGCGUGACCGGCUUCCUAAUGCAGCCCAGCAGGAGGAUCCAGAAAAGAUAAAGCUUCUGCCUACAGUUCAACUGUGCUUCAAGACUUGUUCUCCUGAAAGCCAGCAGAUUAAUGGAAAAGUCAAAGGUAUAAAACCUGACGGUGAGACUCAGUGAGGCCAAUCUCCUUGCCGACUCUAAUAGAAGAACUUCAUGUGUCACCAGCAUCAAGAAUGCUCCAUGUCUACAAGGGACCCCAGCAUUUCCCACCAAGUUAACUGCUGCUGGAUAAAAGCUCUUCUUCACUCUUUCAAAGCAUCAGCAGCCUUCACAUUUUCUCAAGAGGCCUCCCAGGAGGAAUACUCUGGGUGUCUUCAUGCAGGCAAGGAAGAGUGCCGGGAGCGGGCAGCUUGCAGGUGUGCGUGAUGUGGGGAAAGCCUGACCUGCAAAAGAUCUGAAGAAGCAUCUUUUGACAAUGUCACUCUUCCCUGUUCUGACGCCCCAAGCCACAAACACCUAUCUGUUUUCAGAGCACGACGCUUUGCCAAGGACUUUCCAGUUGGGUGUGGCCCUGCUUGGGCCAGGGCACGUUUGGGGAACUUCCCGAUUUUUGGAGCUGAGCUGAGCUGCCCUGCCUAGCUCCAGCCACUCAGGUGUUUUCUGGACAGGUGCCAUGUGAGCCUUUGUGCCCCUCGGCUGUCUGCUGCUAGGGCACAGCCAUUCCUCACGGUAACAGAGCAAGCUAAACCAGAGGCCCCAUUACACACUGUCAGACUUUCUUUCCCUCACUCUUUUCUAACUUAAGUCCAGUGGCCAUGAUCACCAUGGUAGGUGUGGUUCCUGGCAGUGGGAGCAAGCCUGAAUGUCCACAGGAAGCCAGCAUUGGGCAGACUCUAUCUGGCUGAGGCCAGCAGGGUCCUGGGUCACCACAUUUAGCUGAUGCAGGAGAGGCAGACCUGGAUGGCGGCAGAGGUGCAUCUCUUCCUCCAGUCUGGUAACAAGCAGAGAGCUGGCUUAGUAGGUCCAGGAGAAGCAGGCUGAUGUGCCCUGGAACUCCAGAGGCUGCUGCUUGCUAACAAGGACUCAUCUUCGACAGCGAGGCUCCUUACCCUCAUCCUAAAAUUGCAGAGGGAGCACAAAUGGCAGGCUCUUUCUCUCCUAGCAAGCUGGCCUUGGAGCCUGCCAUCCAGCUAUGGGACAGUGACAUCUUGGGUCCCCCCACUGUCCCUCUGCUUAUUCAUUUCCCUCAAUAAACCUUAUUUUAUAUUUCACCAUGUAGAGCGAGCUGGUGUACGUGUCCACAUCCCCUUUGCAGCAACAGCUGGCCAUCAUGAAGCCACACACUCCACGUCUCAGUGGCAUAUGGUCGGAAAACAGUUUGGCUAGAACCUCACACAGGCCCGAGGUGCCUGGUAAGAAGCACUGAGCCACAACCCUUGCCACCUGUAGAGCCUGCACUGUCUGCCCAUUCUGCAGCCUCCCCAGUGGGGCCUGCAGGCCCACAACUUCCCUAGUCCGAAGCCCCACGGCUGUCACCUCCGCUGGGCUCUAGGCACCCAGAAGUUGGGGUGCAGUGUGAGAAGAAUCAAAAGAGGAUGCAGGCUUCUGUUUUCUCCUGGACGUUCAUGUUUAUUGGGCCAGUACACUCUUCCUCUUCUCUCCUGCUUUGACCUUAGAGGACAGAUGGAUAGUCCAUGCUGCUUGGACUGAGGAUGCCAGAUAGACAUAAAUUUGGACAUUGCCAUUGCCUUGGGUGACCUCAUGGCCACUCAACCACUGAACUCCAGAAGUGUCUUCUAAGUCCACUUCCUGAACGGUUCCAGAGCCACAGAGAUGUCCCUUGCCCCAUCACUGACAGAGAGUAAAGUGCUCAGGGCGGAUCCCUCUCUUGGAAGCUGGGGUCCCCUCUGUGGACAGUGACAUCUCAGAGAGGUUGUGCUUUCCUUCCCUUCUCUCAUUCUGCUGCUAGUUUUUCCCAAUAAACCUU
Molecule: messenger RNA, 4613 nt
Organism: Molossus molossus (Pallas's mastiff bat)
Lineage: Eukaryota; Metazoa; Chordata; Mammalia; Chiroptera; Molossidae
Gene: FLYWCH1
Product: FLYWCH-type zinc finger 1
Exons: 12
Coding region: 662-2803 (713 amino acids)
Source: RefSeq, a predicted model, not a curated record